Messenger RNA from Labrus mixtus (cuckoo wrasse), 3840 nucleotides. RefSeq names its product calpain-1 catalytic subunit-like. Gene Ontology annotation, biological process: proteolysis. The record is from RefSeq and is a predicted model, not a curated record. Gene Ontology annotation, cellular component: cytoplasm. Gene Ontology annotation, molecular function: calcium ion binding; calcium-dependent cysteine-type endopeptidase activity. Lineage: Eukaryota; Metazoa; Chordata; Actinopteri; Labriformes; Labridae. Bases 180 to 2294 code for a protein of 704 amino acids. The transcript has 23 exons.
GUUGGUCUUGUCUUGCAGCGUGCAUGUGUGUGUGAGAGAGGGCUGGACCUGGACUGUGCCUACCAAACCACUGCCCCCCUUUUCUCCUCAGAUUUACUCGAUUAUCUCCCCCCCCCCCCGGCUCGGAUAGAAGAGGCCGAGAGUCCCGUUUGGAGCGGUGCCUGCCUUUAAAGACAAGUAUGGAUCCAGUGGGAGGAAUAUCUGCGAGCAUAAACGCAAACCGGCUGCGGGCAGAAGGGAUGGGCUCCGUCGAGCACGCCGUGCCCUUCUCCAACCAGGACUACGAGGCCCUGAAGCAGGAGUGCGUGGAGUCCGGCUGCCUGUUUGAGGACCACUAUUUCCCCGCUGAGCCCACAUCGCUGGGCUUCAAGGAGCUCGCCCCGCAUUCUGCCAAAACGAGCGAUGUGGAGUGGAUGAGACCAACGGAACUGACAGAUGACCCUCAGUUCAUUGUGGGCGGAGCCACCAGAACUGACAUCUGUCAGGGAGCGCUGGGCGACUGCUGGCUCUUGGCAGCCAUCGGCUCGCUCACCCUGAACGAGAGGCUUCUUCACCGGGUGGUCCCUCAUGGUCAGUCCUUCCAAGACGACUACGCCGGAAUCUUCCACUUUCAGUUCUGGCAGUUCGGCGAGUGGGUGGAUGUUGUGAUAGAUGACAGGCUGCCGGUCAAAGACGGCGAGCUCAUGUUCGUCCAUUCUGCUGAGGGCAAUGAGUUCUGGAGUGCUCUCCUGGAGAAAGCUUACGCUAAGCUGAACGGCUCCUACGAGGCCCUGUCAGGAGGAAGCACCACUGAAGGCUUUGAGGACUUCACAGGGGGCGUGUCCGAGAUGUACGAGCUCCGCAGCGCUCCCAGAGAUCUGCACCGGAUCAUCGCCAAAGCUCUGGACCGAGGCUCUCUGCUGGGCUGCUCCAUCGACAUCACCAGCGCCUUCGACAUGGAGGCUGUUACCUUCAAGAAGCUGGUGAAGGGACACGCCUACUCCGUCACCGGAUUAAAGGAGGUUGAUUACCGUGGCAACAUGGAGCGCCUCAUCAGAGUGCGUAACCCCUGGGGCCAGGUGGAGUGGACUGGAGCCUGGAGUGACAACUCCCCUGAAUGGGAUGAGAUCGACCCCUCUGAGCGAGAAGACCUUCACCUGAAGAUGGAAGAUGGAGAGUUUUGGAUGUCCUUCAGGGAAUUCUUGAGGCAGUUUUCCCGGCUGGAGAUCUGUAACUUGACCCCUGACGUUCUGAGUGAGGACGACAUGAGCCACUGGAACACCAUCAAGUUCUACGGGACGUGGAGGAGAGGCAGCACGGCCGGCGGCUGCAGGAACCAUCCCAACACGUUCUGGAUCAACCCUCAGUAUAAGAUCACGUUGCUGGAGGAGGACGACGACCCGGAGGACGACGAGGUGGCGUGCAGUUUUUUGGUCGCUCUCAUGCAGAAGGACCGCCGCAGAUAUCGACGCCAAGGUCAGGACAUGCACACCAUCGGCUUUGCUGUGUAUGAGAUUCCAGAAGAGUUUAGGGGCUGCCAGAACGUCCACUUGAAGAAAGAUUUCUUUUUGAACCAUUCAUCGUGCGCCCGCUCUGAGACCUUCAUCAACCUGCGAGAGGUGAGCACGCGGCUCCGCCUCCCUCCCGGAGAAUACCUCAUCGUGCCCUCCACCUUUGAGCCGAGGCAGGAGGCCGACUUCGUCCUCCGGGUGUUCACAGAGAAGCAAUCAGAAACAGAAGAACUGGACGAUGAAAUCUCUGCAGAUUUAGAAGAUGAAGAUGAAAUAACGGAGGACGACAUCGAUGACUCUUUCAAGUCGAUGUUCGCUCAGCUGUCAGGAGAGGACAUGGAGAUUUCCAUCCGUGAGCUCCAGACCAUUCUGAACAGAGUCGUCACCCGCCACAAAGAUCUGAAGACCGACGGAUUCAGCACAGAAUCCUGUCGGACCAUGGUCAACCUGAUGGAUAAAGACGGGAGUGCUCGUUUAGGUCUGGUGGAGUUUCAGAUCCUCUGGAACAAGAUCCGAAAGUGGCUGGUCAUUUUUAGACAGUUCGACCUCGACAAGUCCGGAGCCAUGAGCUCGUAUGAGAUGCGUCUUGCCGUGGAGGCAGCAGGUUUUAAACUGAACAACAGACUGAACCAGGUUCUGGUCGCCCGGUAUUCAGAGAACGAGCUGAUCGACUUUGACAACUUCAUCUGCUGCCUGGUGAAGCUUGAAGCCAUGUUCAGGUCUUUCCAGCAGAUCGACAAGGAGGGAUCAGGAGUGGCUGAGAUGAACAUCACAGAGUGGCUUUACAUCACGAUGUGUGGAUGAAGAGGAACGCCUUCCCCCGGAGAAGCUUUUCAAAACUGCUGAUAAAACCUGAAGACCCCCCCACAGCCUUAUAGAGCCAUUAAUCCUUUAACACAUCCCACCUCAGCGUACCUAGAGUAGCCGAACGUCGACCUCACAGAGAAUGAGAGUGAAGCCAAGUGUCAGCCCCGCAAAAUGUUCUAAAACUAUGCAAACCUCCAGUAAGAAGCCGUCACCUCUGAAGGACAGCAUGAGCCUGUGCAUGAUGUGAAUCAUUAGCUGUGACUUCAUUUUAAUUUAGCUUUCUAUGUGAAUGUCUACUGCUUUACUAAUAAGAGUUUCACUGUUAAUCUUUUGAGGGACAACAAAACAUCAAAGGAGAAGUCUGAAGACGUCUGUUACUGUAACGUCUGCUCUCAUGGUUCAGUUUAAAACCAAGGACCCGGUUGUUCAAAAAGGUUUAAUCCAGGUAAAGAUGAUCCUGAUUUGUUAAUCCACUUUAGGAUCACGUGAUCCAGCUCACUCUUAUCCCAGAUGAACCUGAUCCAGGUACAGACGUUAAAGGAAAGCGAGUGUUUUAAAGCAACAAUAUGAAAACUUUCCACCCUUAAAAUACUCGUUUCAAAAUCUGUUCCAAUAGAACAAUAAACUUUAAACAGGGAGAAUGGCGUCUCUGUCAUGUCCACAGAGCGCCCCGGUCGCCUGCAUUCAGCACUAUGUAACUUUGGCUGCGGGCUGAGAUAAUCCAGUGAAAAAAAUGCCUUCAAAUAUCCGCUACCUUUUUAAAAUGUUGUUUUUAUUUUGAGUUAUUUAAAAGUUUCCUCGCUGUGUUAUCCAGUCUGGAUCAGCUCCUCUGAUGGGGUCAGGAUGCUCCUGAUCUGUUUGAAUCAGUUAUCACAAUCCAACGACACAAACUGGAGGAUUUAUCCAGAUUUAAAAAACAGAUCUGAUCUCCUUUUUUUUAAAAUAAUAUAUAUAUUCAAAAAUUCUGCACAUUUACAAGGUUAGAGUCCUUAAUUUACGAGAGUAAAUUUGUAAACUGAUUCAAAUAAAUGGUUAAAAUAUUAUUCUGAAAGGUUGUAUGAGAAGAGCAGCUGCUGAGUGAUGAAAGGAGAUCCCUCAAAGACAUUUUCCUCCAAUAAAGACACACUUACCGGUAAUUCUCAUAAAUUCAAAUUCCCCUCAAUGUGGCCCUAAUACUCCUUAAUAUGAUCGCCUCAUUGUUUUUAUUUCCUGCACCACUAGGUGGCAGUACAGACUAGUUUGAAUGAUGGCAUGUGUUCAUAUGUUCUGAUCUUUUGUUCUUAUAUAUCACACUAAUCAUCUUUUGUUCGAGCAGCAGCUAAACGUUUAGUUUGUUAUUUUUGCACUGAGAUUGUAGUUUGAGACGUCGCCUCACAUUAGAGAUCAGUACACCGUCUGUUAUCUCACUGCAGAGAGACGACAUGACACUGAAUGCCUUAGAACAUGAAACCAUGUGAUGGAAUAGUUUCUGAAAAUGUGCCAGUCAUGUGUUCAGUGUUGUGUGAAUGUAUGUUUGUGCCUUUUAAUAAAAAUCUCCCUCGUU